Molecule: messenger RNA, 1209 nt
Organism: Diutina rugosa
Lineage: Eukaryota; Fungi; Ascomycota; Pichiomycetes; Serinales; Debaryomycetaceae
Product: TauD/TfdA dioxygenase family protein
Exons: 1
Coding region: 1-1209 (402 amino acids)
Biological process (GO): sulfur compound catabolic process
Cellular component (GO): cytoplasm
Molecular function (GO): sulfonate dioxygenase activity
Source: RefSeq, a predicted model, not a curated record
AUGUCUUACAGACCUCGCGGAUCCGACUUCUUUGAACCUGUCAACAUUAACCGGUCACACCCGUUAAAGCGCUUCUACAAACUUGAUCCUGAUGCUAACAAGAACGUGAAGUACCCCAUCUACUUAGCUCCAACGAAGCCAGAAGAAGCUGGAAAGUUUCGCCGAUUUGAGAACCCAGACCACAAGAAGAAUGAUCGGGGUCACUUCGGUGAUGCCCAAUUCAAAAAUCUAUUUCCCAAAGGUAUCGAUCAAUUCAACCACUUCGAUCUUAGUCCCGACUUAGGUACCGAAAUUGACGACGAGCUGUUCCAGCUUUCUGAAUUGACUGAUAAGGGGCGUGACGACUUGGCGUUGUUUUUGGAAACCAGAGGUUUGGGAGUCUUCCGGCAACAAGACUUCAGAGACAAAGGACCAAAGUUUGCUAAAGAGUUUGGUGAGUAUUUUGGUCCUCUUCAUGUACACCCAGUCAGUUUCUCUGCUGAAAAUCAUGCUGAGCUCUUGACGACGUUCAGACCUGCUGGUUCCAGUGAUAGGUACGACAGCUUUUACGAAGACAGCACUGACCUGUUUUACUGGCAUUCGGAUGUCAGUUUUGAGGUUUACCCCUCGUCGUUUCUGUUUUUUGUGGCCCUUGAGGCGCCUCCUCUGGGCGGUGACACGGUCUUCAUCGAUUUGAGAGAAGCUUAUCGUCGAUUGAGCCCAACUAUUCAGGCGUUUUUUGACACUUUAGUUGUGAUACACUCUAAUGUUUAUCAGAAUAAGUUGGCAGAGCACGCUGGUCAACCGGCUCGAGUUGCUGGAGAUUUGUAUACGAAGCAUCCAUUGGUACGAGUGCAUCCCGUUACUGGAGAAAAACUGUUGUUUUUUUCACGAGGAUUCAUUCAGAGAGUGGAAGGCGUUAAGAAGCAGGAGCUGGAUUUCAUUCUCAACUUUUUGGUACAACAUGUCACGUCCAACCCAGAAUUUCAGGUGCGGGCGUUACACCGUGGUACUGAUCUGAGAUCAGUGAUUGCGUGGGAUAAUCGGUUUUUGUUGCACACAGCCACGUUAGACUUCUUGAGACACAACACCGGUAACCGCCACCAUUACAGAAUUACUGUGUUGGGUGAAAGACCUUAUAACGAUGUCAUCGGUGAUGGCGAUGGAAACAAAGAUGAAGGUGGUUCCGAAAAGGAUGGAAUAAUUACCCCACCUGCUGAACAAGAAUAA